CUCUGCCUGUCCUCUCUCUCCUCGUCUGUCCCCUCUCACUCUGCCCGUCCCUUCUCUCUCUGGUCUUGGUCUCUCUCUAUGAAAAGAGAGACGUGAUAUAGCUCAGCUUGUCUCUCUUCUCCCGUUUUCUCAAACGGAUCUGCACCAAGGCUUGAACGGAUGUUCAUCUCCGCGGCAACGCUCCUGGGAGCCACCCUGGGCACAGUGUCCGGAGCGAUCACACUUUGCGGUCUCUCCCUGCUUUGCAGGAACUGCAAGAAGGGCCAGCUAGAACGAGAGGAUGAUACAGAACCUGAGAAAGCCAAAGCCAGCAUCCUGCACACGCUCACACAGUUCAGCGUGCAGAAAUCUACAGAGCCUAUUCAGCCUCAAACUUCACUGAAGUUCCCCAAAAUCUACAAACCUAAACCAUGCGCCACGUCACCUGAGGUCAUCAGCUACAACUCUAAACCAUGCACCACAUCACCUGAGGUGAUCAACUACAAACCUAAGCCAAGAGCCAAAUCACCUGAAGUCAUCACGUCACCCGAAGUUGUCAGGUCGCACGAGGUUGUCAGGUCGCCCGAGGUUGUCAGGUCGCCCGAGAUCAUCAACUAUGGCGAGUGUGCAGUUACUUCAGAGCGCCCAGCCGCUGAGCCUGGCUGCUGCAAUCCAGGAGCGGAGGGAGAUGAGGCCUUCACCUCCUCACGGCAAGAUGAGACCCCCUGUGUCACAGACCAAUCCAGUGGUUUCUCCAGCAGCAGCACUGUCCUGCACCCAAAACUUCACUUCUCUGUUUGCCUGCACAGUGAGAGCAGAGAGCUACACAUCACCAUCAUAGAGGCGGAGCACGUUUGUGUGGAGGCAGGCAGCGAGGGGUACGUGUCGGGGUGCGUGACCGUGCAUGGCGAGCGGAAGCUCUCGCAGACGGCAGUGCGUAAGCUGGCAUCACGGGUCCACUGGGGUGAAGGCCUUGUGUUCGCCCUGCCCACUGCCUGUGUCAGCGCUGGUACAGAGGGCAUGGAUGGAGAGGUGGCACUGACCCUGCACAGCUGUGACCGAUUCUCCCGAAACACAACUUUGGGCAAUAUGAGGUUCAAACUGGCUGACGUGGGCAUGAUGGCAGAUGCUGACUGCAGUGUCGACCUGCAGCUACCAAAACAGAUGGAGGUGACGUCUUCGAUGGGGGAGCUGCUGCUGUCACUGAGCUACCUGCCGGCAGCUAACAGGCUGGGGGUGGUGGUGAUGAAAGCUCGAGGUCUGCAGUCUGACAAACUCAAAGACAACAUAGACCUGUCAGUGAAGCUGACACUGAAGCACCAGAGUGCCACGCUGAAGAAGAAACACACGCGGCGGGUCAAGCACAAGAUCAAUGCUGUGUGGAACGAGAUGAUGAUGCUGGCGCUGCCCAGGGAGCUGCUGCCCAGGUCCAGCCUGCAGCUGGAGGUGCUCAACCAGGCCACACCCACUAACCAUCUCCCGCUGGGCUGCUGCCUCCUGGGGCUCCAGGCAUCUGGCACAGGCCUGCAGCACUGGCAGCAGAUGUUAGAGAACCCUCGCAAGCAGACUGCCAUGUGGCAUUUACUGCAUGCCUGAGGGAACACAUGCUCACAACAGCAAUGUGACUAACAUAUGCCAACUGCACCUACAAUGCCGACAGGACUAACAUAUACCAACUGCACCCACAACGCCGACGCGACUAACACACACACACAACAUUGACGCCACUAAUGUACGCCAACCACGCCCACAAUGCCGACGUGACUAAUGUAUGCCAACCUCACCCACAACACCGACACAACAAUGCACACUCACAACACCAACGCUACUAACGUUUGCCAACUACUCUCACAAUGCCAACGUGACUAACAUAAGCCAAAAGCACCAGAUAAUUACUUUAAUGCCUGGCCAGAGUGCUGCUUUAAUCAUGUAUAAUUAUCUGUGCCAAGGUAAAUAAGAAUUUCAAAAAUGGCCAUUGACAAUUACAGCACUGUUUGAUGGAUAUGAAUAACAGUGAGCAAAAGGGAUGAACCUGGAUUCUACACAAAUGAAAUGGUACAAAUGUGAAAUGAAAUGAAACAGUAUAAAUGUUAAAUGAAACAGUAUAAAUGUGAAAUGAAAUGGUAUAAAUGUGAAAUGAAACGGUAUAUAUAUGUGUAAUCAAAUGAAUAGGUAUAAAUGUGAAAUGCUGCACUAGCCAUAGUUUCAGCCCUUUGUGACCUGUGAAUUAGUUGUGCUGCACAAAUAAAUUCGCUAUUGUGAGAUCAUGUUGAUUGUAGUUCAGUUUGAAUACUAAUACCUCCUACAGGACUCUGUGAGUGUAAUCAGAGAAUACAUACUGUUUGUUUCUGGUACAUAUUAUUACAUACUGAUUAGAGCACUUAUUUAGCCAUAUUUAGCCUUGGUGAUGUGAAUGUGUCAAAGGAACUCUUAAUGGGAAGUGUCAAGCUCAUAGUUCCUCAUGCACAGCCCAGGCAGAGAGAUGUUACUACACACCACUAUGCAUGUAGAGGGUUAAAUGGAUCAUUAAGACUUAACCGGACUUUCAUUUGCUUGAGCGGAUGUCUCUUGAUCUGUCUCUUGAUCCAGGGUAAUCAUUUGCUACUGUAGAUCCAGAACAAUGUCAACAUGUAAAAUUUCUGCAAACUAUGAAUUUACAGCUGAGGUUAAAACUUCUCUCUGCUAUUUUGCUUCAUGACCUACAGCCAAUCCUUCAUAUUUUAAUACAGAAUGGCCCAAAUUAGGCCUAAUGGAAUCCACCUGCUAUGUUCAGUAUUCUUGAAUUACAUCAACAUGUAACAUUUCUGCAAACUAUGAAUUUACAGCUGAGGUUAAAACUUCUCUCUGCUAUUUUGCCUCAUGACCUACAGCCAAUCCUUCAUAUAUUAAUACAGAAUAGCCCAAAUUAGGCCUAAUGGAAUCCACCUACUAUGUUCAGUAUUCUUGAAUUACAUCACUCUGCAUGCUAUACUUUGAACAUCACAUCACACAUCAUUACUCUGAACAUGAGUAUAGUAAUAUACUCAACAAAGCGUAUUAUGUGUAGUGCAUACAAAUCAGACACAAAUGUAACUGAUAUACACAUGCAUCAGCAAUACAUGUCAUAAACCUCCACUAGUUUUGACUGCCAUUCUGUUUUUAAACUAUGGUAUGCUUCAUUAAGCAAACAAAAUGCCCCAUGGACACUUCCAGAAAAUGUUUCUAGAGCUCAACCAUUUAGCUCCCCGACAUAAUGAAACUAAACGUGAGGCAUGAUUAAUGAGAUUGGUUCUAGAAGAAUACAGAUUCUUUGUUGGAUAAGAACAAGGCUUUUGUUUUGUGUAAUCCUGUUAUGCUAUUUUAUUUCACUUGUUUAAUGCAACAGAGCAGUUUAUACACUGCACAUAUUUAAAUAGGUGAAAUUCUAAAGCAUUGUAAAUUGCUUUAAUAAUCUCUCUUUAUAAAUGUAGAUGGACAGUUAUAACAAUAUGAUGUGUGGUUCAAGUGGACUGUGGGUUUGUUUUAUGUUCAUAUGACCAUUCAUGAAUAUUCAUGAUCGUUAGUAAUUAUCCAUGUUGUACUGCUGGAUCAGUGUCAUUCUAUAUAGGCUAUUACUUACUGCCACAACCUACUUAAUAAUAAUGAUCAAAUAAUUUGGGCUAAACUGUAGUUAACACCGUGAUGAUAUGGAUGUGCUGCUUAUGUAUAUUUAUUAUAAACCAAAGAGCAUAUAUUACUAAACAUGAGGUUUUCGUGUAUUCAUUAUAAAGUGAAUAGAAUAUAUUACUAAA
Molecule: messenger RNA, 3749 nt
Organism: Electrophorus electricus (electric eel)
Lineage: Eukaryota; Metazoa; Chordata; Actinopteri; Gymnotiformes; Gymnotidae
Gene: syt13
Product: synaptotagmin XIII
Biological process (GO): calcium ion-regulated exocytosis of neurotransmitter; synaptic vesicle endocytosis
Cellular component (GO): plasma membrane; exocytic vesicle; dense core granule
Molecular function (GO): calcium-dependent phospholipid binding; clathrin binding; calcium ion binding
Source: RefSeq, a predicted model, not a curated record